CAUGGUCAACCUUCACUAGUCAAAUCACCUUGUAGAUAAUCACUACUCAAGGGUCCAGAGUAUCAGUGAAGGAUACCUUGUUGAGAUCAGCAAAGGUACGUUCCCAAACUUUAUUGUUAACCCUUUACUCAGAAGUUUACUUCAGUACCAACAAUAAAUAUGGGCACCAUGGAACAAAGGCCAUUGAGGUCACACAUAAUUUACUGUGUGGAUUGCAAUGUAACUUACAAGCUGGUACAUCAGGAGAAGGAUGACUGUGUGGUGUGUAGGGAACAUGGUGGGGCAGAUUUUCCAGGAGGAAAUCAAGUGUCCCAAUGGUGUCAACAGGAAUGUGCUGGUGGAAGAAACUGACAAGAGGGUCUACCCACCACCACCAUGUUCAGGGGCCACCUGUCCCAAAGAAGUAGCUCAAAUUUGUCCACCAACUGCACCAUGUGACAGGGGAGGUGCAGCCAGGGUGUGUCCAGUCAACAAAACCAAGAAGGACCACAGGCAUUCUGGUGGUAUACCCAUCCCAGUGCUUCAUGAGCUAACUGAGCAAAACCCCAACCAUUUGGAAGGCCCAGUGUUUUUGGCUGAAAAAUUGGUGUUUUUAUGCAAUGAAGUGGAGGAGAUGUGUGACCCCUUAGAGGUGGCUUGUGAGACCACCAGCAUUCAUUGGCCUUUGCAUUUUACUGAAGGAACCCAAACUGAACCCAUUGACGUCAUUCCUCUGCCAGUAUGCAGUGACUGUGUCACUGAAUUAAGAGGUUCUAAUGAUUGCAUGCUCUUCGACGAAGCGCUCAACGUGGUGUCAGUAGGGCGACAGCUAACGGUGGAGGAGUGCGUUUCUCCGACGUGCGAGUUGAUCGAGGUGGCGCGCGAGUGCACCAGUGUUCAUCGUCCACCGUUGACUGACAGUUUUGCUCAGACUGAUCCUGUACGCACGAUCCCGCGACCAGUUGCUACCGAAUGCACAGAGGUCGUUACUGGUAUCGAACGGCAGCGCAUUGAUGCAACUCAUGAUAAGGUGAUAGUGCACACCGAUCGCGUGUGUUACGAUGCUGACACGGGUUGUGAGCGGCUUUUGUCGCGGAGUGGUCAAGUGAUCAUGCGGCCGCCGCAAGAGGUCGCCAGGGUCUCACUGCCGGACAGAGUGGUCAUUGAGGAGCGAGCGUCGAAUGUCGGAGACGAAGUUGAUACGAGUGAAAUCACGCGGACUAGAAGAUCUACGAGAUCGUCUUCACCAUCUGGACGCCGCACACCUUCAACAUGAAUUUUAAUUUUAUGCACUGUACUCGAAUCGCUGGAUGCAUGAGUUUGAGCUCUGUCAUAAAGUGUGUGGCUCUUUCUGUCCGGGUGCUAGGAUUGCAGACGGCCGCUUCCAUGUUUGCGGUGCCCAGUUGUAUGAUCAGGAUGUAUUAAAAAAUAUUUCUGAUCAACAGCUAAUCAAAA
Molecule: messenger RNA, 1434 nt
Organism: Notodromas monacha
Lineage: Eukaryota; Metazoa; Arthropoda; Ostracoda; Podocopida; Cyprididae
Source: the annotation of a GenBank genome assembly